Molecule: messenger RNA, 951 nt
Organism: Botrytis byssoidea
Lineage: Eukaryota; Fungi; Ascomycota; Leotiomycetes; Helotiales; Sclerotiniaceae
Exons: 1
Coding region: 1-951 (316 amino acids)
Source: RefSeq, a predicted model, not a curated record
AUGUCUAACCAUUCCAAUCGUCAGGAGAGAGAAAACCUUCAAGAGUAUGACCGUUGGUUGGUGGAGGAAAUAGUACCAUAUGUGAUAAGAGAUAGACCGGGAGAAGCAGAUGAAAUGCAGGCAUACUCGCCAUCCAAUGAACUGGCAAGCCAACUUUACCAAGAGAACAGUCCUCCAAUGAUAUACACUACUACAGAAAGUCCUCCUGCGGGUGUCUGGGUAGAAGGUAACGAUUAUGCAACAGAAGCUGGAUAUUCCAAAGAUGGACGGUUUGUACCCAGAGAACAGUACGUUCCCUUCGAUUCAGAUCUAGCAAGGGCUUCUCCAUUUACUGGAUACCCGGUUCAGACUUCUAUGGCUGGAUAUCAAGCUCAAACUCCUUCAGUCGCUGGGUAUCAAGCUCAAACUCCUUCAGUCGCUGGGUACCAAGCUCAAACCCCUUCAGUCGCUGGGUACCAAGCCCAAACUCCUCCCACGUAUGAUUCUGAUCCAUCGGGACAUGUAGAACAUGGACAUGGAAUCGCAUAUGCACAAUCACGUCCGGCUAGUCGUGAAUUGGAAGAUGGAUGGCACCAAUAUCAACCAGGAGUAUGGGAGUGGCUAGGACAAGGGGCUCCGCCCCCCGGAAGUCAAGGAACUCAACUGCAACCCGCCCGUAACGUCCAGACUCCAGCAGACCUACAGAACACGAAUCGAGAAGCCUACGCACGAGUUAGUGCGCCAAGCAGCCAACGUUAUUCAAGCCCUUCUGUCCAGCUUGUAACAACUCCGAGCCAAUUUCUUGACGCGAUUGAUGGCUCACCGCGAUCCUGGGAGAACAUGACAGAUGUCUCUGACAACCAAUCUGAAGAUCAAAAUCACUCAGUAGCUGGAGAUAGUCAGAGAGUAUCCGGCAGCCACAGAGGUAACCAGAGUAGGGUUCGCAGAGUCCGUCGAAGGAGGAGGCAAUGA